Diaporthe citri is the source of this 1446-nucleotide messenger RNA. RefSeq lists its product as uncharacterized. The record is from RefSeq and is a predicted model, not a curated record. Gene Ontology annotation, molecular function: metallopeptidase activity. The transcript has a single exon. The coding region runs from base 1 to 1446 and encodes 481 amino acids. Gene Ontology annotation, biological process: proteolysis. NCBI's taxonomy places the organism in Eukaryota, Fungi, Ascomycota, Sordariomycetes, Diaporthales, Diaporthaceae.
AUGGCCCCCAGCAAGAAAUGCCUUCAUCGUGAGCUCACUGUUGAAGUGUCCCCGCACGCGGAUGAGGCCGGCUUCGAACAACUAGACUGGAGGCGACGAUUUGCUGCAACGAUCCCGUCUGGACGUGCUCCACCUAAGGAUCGAGCAGCCUCCAAACCAAGUGGUAAUGGUGCUCCUCAGGGCCAAGAUGCAAGCGCACUUGCAUCUUUGUUUCCUGCGCCGCUGGUUCUUCCAGGAGAUGAGCUAGCUCUAGACCCAACCAGCCCGGCCCAGAGCCUGGCCUCUUGGCUGAGAGGCACGUAUCGCAACAAAUUCACCCCCGAACGGAAGACGCUGUAUGUCGCCAAUGUACCAGCCGUCUCUCAAGAAGUUCGUAUGGUGAGCCAGUGGGCACAGCCUGAACUUGCAGGUAACGAUGAGGCGACAAAGGGAAAGGCGGACGUUCCGGACCAUAUCAAGGCGCCCAAGCCGGACGAUGUAAGGGAGUACCUCGGCGCCUUUUACCACGGGCUUCCCGUCAAGAAGUUCAGUCAGACACUCGAGUUCACGGCGUGGAAAUCAGGGGACAAACGUCGAGCCAAGAAGGACAGCGCGUCGUCCUUUAUCGGCCUCCGCUGCGGAUCAUCCUGCACCCGCAUCAGGACGAGGCCUUGCCCGGACGGCACGUUUGCGCAGCAGCUCAACCUGAACGACAUCCUAGACGCCGCCAUCGCAGCCCUGCCCGACGACGCCUACGCGCUGCUCUUCCUGGUGGACCACGACCUCUACGAGGACGAGGACGACGACUUCUGCUGCGGCCGCGCAUACGGCGGCAGUCGCAUCGCAGUCGUCUCGUCCGCACGAUAUAACCCGACACUCCUGCUGUGCAGCGCACACGACAGCAUCGACCUGGACCACACAUGGCCAGCAUCUCACUGCCGGUCCUACGUCGCACGGCUGUGCGGCUCCGCCGCGCCGCGCGCGACCGCCCCGCGGGGCAAGAAGCGCCGCCUGGACGAGCACGAGGACAAGGCCGUGGCCUCCCCGCUCCACGAAGCCGUCCGCGCAGGCAGCAGCGUCGCCGCUCACAAUUCUGACCCCGGCUCCUCCCUCGCCGGGCUGUGGCUCUGCCUGCUGGCGCGCACGGCCUCCCACGAGCUGGGCCACUGCCUCGGCAUCGCCCACUGCUCCUACUACGCGUGCGUGAUGCAGGGCACCGCCGGCAUGGCCGAGGACUGCCGGCAGCCGCCGUACCUGUGUCUGGUCUGCCUCAAGAAGCUCACGCACGCGGCGAGGGAGGCGUCCGCGUCGCCGGCUGGCUUCGACGAGACGGGGUAUGUGGUUGAGACGUACCAGGCUCUGGCCGGGUUCUGUGAGAAGUGGAAGCAGGUCAGCAUGCUCGCAGGCUACAAGGCCUGGCUGGAUGGCAUGGUGGGCCGGCUGCGGGAUGGUUCGAUCAAGUUGUGA